Messenger RNA from Colletotrichum graminicola M1.001, 306 nucleotides. RefSeq lists its product as uncharacterized. The transcript is spliced from 2 exons. The coding region runs from base 1 to 306 and encodes 101 amino acids. The record is from RefSeq and is a predicted model, not a curated record. NCBI's taxonomy places the organism in Eukaryota, Fungi, Ascomycota, Sordariomycetes, Glomerellales, Glomerellaceae.
AUGGAAAACUCACAAGGGUUCCUCAUGUUUCUACCGGGACAUUUCUGUGUUCCCGUCGCACAAGGAAAUGCCCGAGAAGUGUGGGCGGCGCGGGAGGCCAAGGGUAAGAAGGGGGAGUACGGCAUGACAUGGGCUGCUCGUAUGCCAGGUCCCGUUGUGACGAAGGCCCUCCAGGAGAGGCUGUUUCUUUCCACCGACGACGAGCGAUUCGUCCUUGUGGUCACGAAGCCUGGCCAGGCGGUGUGUUCCGAUGGUAAAAGAACGGGCGAAAGAGACUCUGAGCGGGAAAUUUGGUUUGGCGUGUGA